AUGGGACAGAAGAGAGCACAAUGUGGGUGGAUAAGAGAGUUUACCGAACACCUUCUCUUGCUAGAGAUUCGCGACAGACUUCUCCUGGAGGCGGAGCAAGCUCUCUCGUCCGAAGACGAGCAGGAGGGAUGCGGAAGGACCAAGGAACCCAAGGAUGGAGGAAAGGGAAAAGAAGGCGCGUCAGAAGAGACAGAGGCGACCACACAAACAGGCCACAAAGAGAGAGACGGAGAAAGCCGCAGAGCGGAGGAAGAAAAGGGAAACAGUGAGAGAGAGACAAAGAAGGCCAACCAGGAAAAUGCGUUGCCUUCGACAGCGUCGACCAGAGAGAGAGAAUCACCUCCAACCCCGCCGCGAGCGAGUCCCUCCGGUGGCACGUCUCACAUGCAGCGACGAAUUCUGGAUUCUUCCUCUGCCGACUCCUGGCCUGCUCUGUUCUCCACUUCGUCCUCGAUCUGCUUGACUCCCACGUCGUCUCCUUCCGUUCCUGCCCAGACCACCCCUUCUCUCUCAUCGUCGUCGCCCUCGUGCUCUUCUUCGGUGUUCUUGUCGCGAUCAAAAUGUCGAGAGUUGCGGAUGGCGCAGUUGUCAGCGGACUUGAGGCGCAUCGAGUUCCUGCCCUGUAGGCUCCUAGCUGUGGAGAAGCAUAAAGAACGGGCUGACGUUCUCCUUCUUCUUCUCACAGAUGGAAUCUCGACUUCUCUUGCGGCUCUGAGGCCGCCGUCUUCGAGCCGCGCGAUCCUUCCGUCGUCGUCUCCAAGACCCUGCGCGGCAUCUUCGGGUUCUGUCGUUUCGCCUUCUGCUCGCCGAGCUGAUUCUCCCGCUCCCUCCGUCUCUCCCUGUUCCACCAAUUCUUGCUCUCCUCCCUACACGUCUCUCUCUUCUCACGCUGGUUCUGGUUCUCUUCCUUCUUCAUCCCGCAAAGCGCAAGGCCGAAGGACCCGCCGCAGCUGCGGACGGCGUCGUCGCCGGGAAGCCUCCCGUUCUUCGUUCUCCUCGUCCCCGUGCGUUCCUCCAGAUCGACGAGGGGAAAAGGACGGAGCCCGAAGGGGCGAAGAAGAACCAGAUGCAGGCGAUGCAGAGACGCUGGAGGACCGGAACAAGGGAGACAGAGGCGCUGAGGGGAAGGCGAAAGGUGACAGAAACGAAGACCCGAGAGAAGCGAGAGAGGAGAGAGAGAAGUUUUCAAGAGACGAACAGGUGACAAACCGUUCUCUCGUGGGUGCCCGUUGCAGCAACGACAGCGUCGUGCAGAGAACCGCAGGAGGGCGUCAGGAAACCAGGCAGACAGAAACCGAGGAAUUGUGGUCUGUUUUGAUCGAGCAAAACUGGGUGGGAACUGGGGCGCCGUGGGACUGGUGCACGUCGCAGGACAUUGACGAUUUACUGGUGAAGAUGCAGAACUUAACAAGUAGGUCAACUCUCUCUUUUCUCCCGGUGGUGCGUGCAGGCAGCUUUGUCGAAGUUCGGCCAGUGCCUCGUCUCGCAUUCUGGCUAGCCUCUCCCUCGCUUCCCUGCCUUCUCCUUUCCUCCGUUUAUCCCCUCGUUUCCGUGCCCAGGCAUCCUGGAACCCUGCCGCCGCGGUUGGCUCUGUCUCCCUCUCUUUCCUCGGCUCAGGCUCCAACAUAUUCCUUCGUUUCAUCUCUCUUCCUUCCUCAGUCAUCUUGCGUCUCUACUGUUCCGGCCAGUCGACAGCGGAGGGCCGAUUUGUGUUCUCUCCUUGACUCAUGUCAAUCUCCCUGUCCCUCUCCCAGUGCUCCUCGCCUCGAAUGCAGCCCGGCCUUUUCCCCUUCGCGUCCUUCCUCUUUUCUCCCACAACCCAAGAUUGCUUCUCCGACUCGUCCUCUGUUUGCGUCUAUCGCGUCGUCCUCAGCGCAGGCGACUGCCGACAAAUGCGCGCCUCUCGCUUCUUCCGGUGUCUCGCGCGAACAGCGCGGCUGUUCGCGUGCUGUUCUCGCCUCGGUGGCGUCUUUGUCCUCGGUCGGCUCGAGAUCGGCGAGGAGUGGAAUGCCGAGGCGUAACGUGCGUCGAGUAGGCUGCGGCGAAGCGAGGGGGGAUGAAGCGAAAGGCGCGGCCACGGGAGAAGAAGGAACAGCUCUGUUUCGCGGUGGGGAGCGGCGGUGCCCGGAGGGCAAGGUCUCUUGUGGAGAGCCGCGGAGGACCCAGGAAGGAAAGGAAAGAGGCGACGCGACUGCGCCGGAGAAGGAAACAGACGGCACGCGCGCUUGUCGAGGGGACAGGAACCCUGGUAACGAAGAGGAAAAUCCAUCUCGGAAAGAGGAAAAGAGUCGGAAAAGAGAGGAAGAGAAAGGGGGGGUAGGUGCGCCAGAAAUCGUGGAUUUGUGCGAAGACGAACCGAGUUUCUCCAUGGAAGGGAGAGACAGUGACGAAAGAAACCAGGGAAACAGUGUAAGAGAAAAGCCAGCGAACUCCCGGAGACCGAGGCCGAGAGAAAACGGUGUAGAACAACGACCAGAAGGCGUGCAGGGACGAAACCAGAUUGCUGGUGAGAUCCUGACGAAGAAAAGGCGGUCCCAACAGACAGAAAGGCGAGGGAGCGGCAGCGAUGCCGCUCGUCAGGUUGGUUCUGGCGUCUCAGCCUUCAGGUCUCCUGGCUCUCCGGAUGCUUCUUCAGCUCAAACUGGCCCUUGGACCACCAACGGGGCGGGCGAGAGACCGAGACGGGCGAGGACGCCGCUCGGGCCUAACGCAACGUCUCAGAGUUCCUCUCUCGCGUCUAAAAAAACCGUUUCAGUCAGUUCCGCGUCGUCCUCCUCCACUGUGCCCGUCCCUCCCCCUGUGUCGCCUUCCUCAUCUUCACAGUCGUCGUCCGCAUCCCCUUCGUCGUGCCUCUCUCCUUUAUUUGCGGCUUCUGCCUCACUCAAAGACGUGCCGGCGAUGGGCGUCCACCAGGGUCGAAGCUGCUCAGGCUUCUCUUCGUGCAUAUCUCUGCUUGAAGAAAGCCUUAAUUCGAAAGGUAUCACCGACGAAAGGGAGCACAAACGGGUGAAGAAACAUCAGUCCGUGAGUGUUUACGUAGUGGACGACAGUGAGACGGUUGAGACACAGCACAAGUCUGACUGCGGAAAGGAACAGCAGAGAGAACGCGGAUCUGCAUUUUCGCCGAAAUUCGGAUGUAUAGACACCUCAGGUUUUGAGGGGACACGCAGGGACCAAAGAUUCGCAAAUACCUCCUUUUCUCCUCAAGCUCUGUUUCAAGCUCUGCGAAGUGCAAAUCGAGGCACAAUAAACAUGGAAAUGUUGGAAAAAUUCAGAAACGAAGCCUCCAGCGUGUCACCCGUCCUGCGGCAGAUGAAAGAAACGAAUGCCCGAUUGGCUCGAGCUGUGCAGUUAAUCAGAGAGAGACGCCAGAAA
This is a messenger RNA of Neospora caninum, 3375 nucleotides long. RefSeq lists its product as hypothetical. Lineage: Eukaryota; Apicomplexa; Conoidasida; Eucoccidiorida; Sarcocystidae. The record is from RefSeq and is a predicted model, not a curated record. The annotation marks the transcript as partial. The transcript is spliced from 2 exons.